This is a messenger RNA of Gymnogyps californianus (California condor), 1740 nucleotides long. RefSeq names its product short chain dehydrogenase/reductase family 42E, member 1 (gene SDR42E1). Bases 58 to 1248 code for a protein of 396 amino acids. Gene Ontology annotation, molecular function: 3-beta-hydroxy-Delta5-steroid dehydrogenase (NAD+) activity. The record is from RefSeq and is a predicted model, not a curated record. The transcript is spliced from 3 exons. NCBI's taxonomy places the organism in Eukaryota, Metazoa, Chordata, Aves, Accipitriformes, Cathartidae. Gene Ontology annotation, biological process: steroid biosynthetic process.
GGUGGCAGCGGCCGGCAGAGCAGGUCAAUUUCCUUAAAUAGUGCCAAAGGAAAGAGGAUGGAACCAGAAAAUACUGCCAAGGAAACAGUCCUCAUUACUGGAGGAGGUGGUUAUUUUGGCUUCCGUUUAGGUUGUGCGAUAUACCAAAAGGGAGUUGAUGUGAUUCUCUUUGAUGUUGUGAAGCCACUUCAAACCGUGCCAGAGGGAAUAAAGUUCAUGCAAGGGGAUGUCUGUUGCCUGUCUGAAGUGGAAGAGGCUCUUAGAGAUGUAAUCUGCAUUUUCCAUAUCGCUUCCUAUGGAAUGUCUGGCAGGGAGCAGCUGAACCGAAAACUUAUAGAAGAUGUUAAUGUGAAAGGAACAGAAAAUGUCAUCCAAGCCUGCAAGAGCACAGGAGUGUCGAGUCUGGUUUAUACAAGUACAUAUAAUGUGGUAUUUGGAGGCCAGAUUAUAGAAAACGGGGACGAAUCUCUGCCUUAUCUACCUCUUCACCUUCAUCCAGAUCACUACUCCCGGACCAAAUCUUUAGCUGAAAUGAAGGUGCUCCAGGCAAAUGGUGCUGAGCUUGGAAAUGGGAAAGGUGUAUUAAGGACUUGUGCUCUCCGACCAGCAGGCAUCUAUGGGCCUGGAGAACAAAGACAUCUUCCAAGAAUAGUUAGUUACAUUGAAAGGGGACUGUUUAAAUUUGUGUAUGGAGAUCCUCUUAGUUUAGUAGAAUUUGUACAUGUAGACAAUCUAGUUCAGGCUCAUAUCCUUGCCUCUGAGGCCCUCAAAGCCAACAGAAAGCACAUAGCUGCAGGCCAAGCCUAUUUUAUUUCAGAUGGCAAGCCUGUAAAUAACUUUGAAUUUUUCCGACCGUUAGUGGAAGGUUUGGGUUACAAGUUCCCAACCUGUCGUCUUCCUCUCUCCCUUGUCUAUUUCUUUGCAUUCCUUACUGAACUAGUUCAUUGUCUUGUAGGUCACGUUUAUAAUUUUCAGCCUCUCCUCACUCGCACAGAGGUUUACAAAACUGGUGUCACACAUUAUUUUAGUAUGGAGAAGGCCAGAAAAGAGCUGGGGUAUAAGCCUCAGCAAUAUAGCCUGAAUGAAGUGGUUGAGUGGUUUAGAUCUCAGGGAUGUGGACCAAAGCCAAGAAAGUAUAACAUUAUGCAUCUUGUUAGGGAUGGGGGACUGCUUUUGCUGCUGGUUUCCAUCUGCAGUUACGUUUUCACUCUGAAAGAUGAAACGUUGAGUAUGGAGGACAGAAUUUAGUUAUGUUCUCAGAGUACUCUUGGUUUUGACAGACAGGUAAUAAAAAAAAUAAAAAAACCCAAGAAAAUACACAUUUGUGUCAUUCAGGUAAAUAUCUUUAACAGUUUUAUCCCCAAGGAACGGAACUGCUGAGUAAAAAGGUGUAAUUUUUAUACAUAGUUCCUCUUCAAAGUAAAAUUGAUCAUAUCACUAACAAGAUGAAGCUCAGUAUUACUGCAAACAGCAUUUUAUUUUCAGGUACAACAGCACACUACAGGGAAUGGAACAAGUGUCCUUAGACUGACCCUUCUUCCUCCCUGAUGGGAUUAUACUCUUGAUCCCUGCCCUUUAUUCCUAAAAAGUUUGUGCUACAUGAUCCAGAGGAGAAUAAACUUAUUCUUUGAUCACAUUCCAAAACCAAAUUCUGCUUUCCAGCUUGGAUGUAUAUAUGCCUAACCAAGAUUAACUGAUAAACUGCUAGACAAUAAAUAAAUGCUUUUUUUUAAAUGAAUA